Messenger RNA from Diospyros lotus (date-plum), 478 nucleotides. RefSeq lists its product as uncharacterized. The coding region runs from base 47 to 310 and encodes 87 amino acids. The record is from RefSeq and is a predicted model, not a curated record. The transcript has 3 exons. Lineage: Eukaryota; Viridiplantae; Streptophyta; Magnoliopsida; Ericales; Ebenaceae.
UGGCGAGCGACCGAGAUUUUUUGAGAAGACAGCUUUAGACAGAGCCAUGAGAGAAGACUACGAGAUCGAAGAAAAGAAGCAAGCCGCUGCUGAUGUUUUGUUUCAAUAUUCAAAGUUUGUGAUGGCAUGUAUAGGAAAUCAAGUUCGGCCAUGUGACUUGAGGUUGCAUCUAGUGAAGGAAAUCUCUGGGUUACCAACUUCUCUAAAGAGGGAGUCAUCUCAAAGGGAAGCUUCUCCCGAUGCUUUGGGUGAGUCGUCAAGCUCCGGCACAGCCAGACUUGAGAAAUUAGACAGCUUCCGAGCAGUGUAGUGUGGACUUUUGAAGUAAUAUGCUUCAUUAGCGCUGUUGGGUAAUCAAUCUGUGUAUCGCAUUACUGGUAUUCACUAUGAUUACGUAUGCCUUGUCCUAUUGAAAACAUGUAUUCCUAACUUUUUUUCAGAGGUAGGCAUGACCUAGGGCUCAUUUUUGUUUCUGAAA